Sphaerodactylus townsendi is the source of this 3128-nucleotide messenger RNA. RefSeq names its product zinc finger protein like 1 (gene ZFPL1). Gene Ontology annotation, cellular component: Golgi apparatus. The record is from RefSeq and is a predicted model, not a curated record. The coding region runs from base 445 to 1422 and encodes 325 amino acids. The transcript is spliced from 8 exons. Lineage: Eukaryota; Metazoa; Chordata; Lepidosauria; Squamata; Sphaerodactylidae.
CUUCCCUUUAGCAUCGCGCGUUGUUUUUCUCUUGGGCGCCGAUAUCAUAUAUGACGGCAUCACAGUGCGACUUUCCCGGAAGAGACGUGGCAGUUGAGCCAAGGGUCAAAAAAAGAGAAAAAGCGCCCCCCCCCCCGUCUGACUCUCCCCGCCCUUUAUCGUGUUUUCUGUGAUUUGUGGCUGCUGAAGUCUCCUGUGUAGAGGUUUUUCUCUCUGAGCAGGGGAAGAAGCAGGUGGAGAAGAGCGAGGGCUGGGGCGCCUGGGUUUCUAAAGAGAGGAAAAGGCGGAACUGGAUACCUGGGGAGCCUGUUUUUCUUUCUCUGGGGCGGGGGAGUGCAAAAAAGGUGUUGCGACUAGGACACCUGGAUUCCUUUUUGAGUGAAGAUUCACCAGGAGGUUAUAAUAUUCUCAUUUUCGUCCUGAGUUGUCACCCUACUGACCGCCAUGGGGCUCUGUAAAUGCCCCAAGAGGAAGGUCACCAACUUGUUCUGCUUUGAGCACCGGGUGAAUGUCUGUGAGAGCUGUAUUGUUGCUAACCAUACCAAGUGCAUUGUCCAGUCGUACCUCCAGUGGCUUCAGGACAGUGAUUACAAUCCCAAUUGCCGGUUGUGCAGUACCCCUCUCUCCACCAAAGAGACAGUUCGACUUGUCUGUUAUGAUCUCUUUCACUGGUCGUGCCUCAAUGAGAUGGCAAAUCAGCUGCCCUCAAACACUGCCCCUGCAGGCUACCAGUGCCCCAGUUGCAAGGCCCCCAUCUUCCCCUCCGCGAACCUAGUCAGCCCAGUGGCAUCAGUGCUACGAGAGAAACUGUCGACAGUCAACUGGGCUCGGGCUGGCCUUGGACUCCCGCUGAUUGAUGAAGCUGACGUGGUCCAGGAGACAGAUUCCCAUGACACCACUGACUACACUGACUGGUCCAGCUUCACAGUUCUCAGCUCAGAGGAGGCCGGCCAGCAGAGCUCCCAGUCAGCCUUUGCCUACAGCCCAAGUGCUAUCCUCCCUGCCUCCCAACCUCAGCAAGUCUUGAAUAAUGGGGGUCUGCAGGAGCAACACACAGUCAUCAGCAUGAAUGCCUUGAGUGGGGAACCAGUCGCCAUGAAUGCAGCUUCCUCACCACGGAAAGUUUAUGACACCCGAGAAGGCGGGGGCGGCAGAGCCUCUGAUGCUCGCAUCGACUUCGACGAAGACAAAUACCGCCGGCGUCCGGCUCUCGGCUGGCUGGCCCAGCUGCUUAAGAACCGCUUCAGCUCCAGGAAGCAGCCACGGUCCUUGAUGCAAAGGUUCAUCAUCCUACUCCUGAUCGGAGGGAUUGGCUUCCUCACCCUCAUCAUCAUCAUGAUGAAGCUGGGCCGGGCCUCAGCUGACAAUGACCCCAACCUGGAUCCCAUGUUCAACCCACACAUCCGGGUUGGGCAGCAGUGAGCAGGGCAGCUUUCGCCCCCGCUGCUGUGCACCCUUCCCUUCUCCAGACCUCCUGGUGACUUGGGGAAGACGGAACUAGGGGAUGAUCUGUGGGAAAACUGCUGCAGCCAGAUGGAACCGCCUUCCCUGGAAGAGCACAUCAAGGCUCUGGUGCCUGCAAGGUCCACUAGGGAAGUUUAGAGAAAGAUGCCUGGAGUGAAGGCAAGUCGUCCUCUUUCUCUCUUCGAACUGUGGAUCCGGAGCUUGAGACAUUAACUGUUUGGAGCCUACAGUUGGCAGCCUUCAAGGAUACUGGUCUACAAGUUCAACGGGGCAGCAGAGGAGGCCCACAAGAUGGACUUCCAGCAGGGGGCAGUGUCUGCCAGAUUGCCCUGAUGUUGUAGAGGAAAAGAGGGGUUCUGGAUCUGGUUUUCCCAGCUGCCAUCUCCUGGAAUCCCUUCUUUCUGUUCUCACCCAGGCCUGCAUCUACUGUAGAGAAGGACAUCCCAGGUUUAGCCCUUGUCACUCGGCCAUGUUCUCUGCUCAGCUGUAAUGGGGGCUGAGAGGUUUGUUUGCUUUUUCCUGAUAUAUUGUUUGAAAUUUAUAAUGGAGGGCUAGGGUUCUAUCAACCCUCAUGCAAGGUCACUUUCUCAAGCCUUCAGUAGUGUGUGAUUCAGUUUGGUCUCCGGGUGUUGGUAAUCUUUCUCCUCCUACAUCAAGUUGGACCAAUAUUCAACAAGCCACAUGUAUUCCAAGAACAUCAGGAAUGCUUCCUGAGAUCUGCAGGGCUUGGCUGGAAGAGCACACGAGGGUGUUCGCAACUGAUACAGUGGUGCUGUCCAAAUCAGGACACUUGCCAGACUGGCAACGUUCCUGAGUGUCUCUUUUCAAUGCAGCCCUGUUCCAAAUGAAACAGGUUGUUUACCCAUUAGCAGGUCUACCCUGCCUUCUUUUGUUUGCCUGUCUGCAGGGCCUCUGCAGCUUUUAGAGGACCAUCUAGCCACAGGAGGAUUUCCCCCCACCCCCCAUCUUAUUAUGUGGGUGUAGGAAGCAGGACCUUGCUGUCAUAGCUCCCGCAAUAUUCUGCUGCGUUACUGGCCCCAGUAAAAUGUUUGUUCUGGUUGGGCUUAAAUCCCAUACUGCCACAAUGGACUCUUUCAUAAUAUUCAGAGGCUGAUUAUUGGAAUAAGGUACAGGACUGUAAUGGCUACUUCUCUACGAAGCUGGUAAAGAAACGUUUGGGGGUUGUAGUUUUUUCUUCUUGGGGUCCUGUUCCUGGGGGAGGGUAAGGAGGUCAUGUUUUUAAGUUAUUUUUGUGAUCUGAAGUGCCCUGAAAUCAAUAGAUGGGCUGUCAGAUCUCUGCACAGUCAACUUCUCGGCUCCAGGCCUUUACCCUUCCCUCCACCACCCCAGCCUCCCAUGGUGGUCCCUGAGCUGGACAGCUAGCAACUGUGUUACCCAAGACCCUAAAAUGGCAGAUACUGCUCUACAGGCAGCAGCUGAGAGUCUGAAUGCAUUGUGUGCUGUGAGCUUCCGUACCAGUUACUGGGUUACUCCUUUGUUCUAAUGCUGUUGCGGAACAGCACUAAAAAGGCCACGUGGCUUUUUUUUACUGCCUUGAUUCAUAGGGUGUGUGGAAAGCCUGGUAGAAACACAAGACUGUGUAAGUCACUAAAGCAAUAGACCUGUAUGUUGCAAUUCUAUUAAACGCUGUUGGCUAAUCCUGA